Messenger RNA from Nerophis ophidion (straightnose pipefish), 1583 nucleotides. RefSeq names its product tetraspanin-33-like. Lineage: Eukaryota; Metazoa; Chordata; Actinopteri; Syngnathiformes; Syngnathidae. Gene Ontology annotation, cellular component: membrane. The coding region runs from base 108 to 950 and encodes 280 amino acids. The record is from RefSeq and is a predicted model, not a curated record. The transcript is spliced from 8 exons.
GCAGCGUGCGGCAGCCUGCACGGUGCAUUCCCGGCGGGACCCUCAGACCUCGAGCAGCCGCUGUCCGCGCAGCCGCCAUCGCCGCGUCCGCCCGCAGCCCAGUGGCCAUGCGAGGAUACCGCGGCGUCAAGUACAUCCUGUUUGUUUUCUGCUACGUCUUCUGGGUUGUGAGCGCCGUUCUCAUUGCAGUGGGAAUCUACGCCAAGAUCGUCAAGGAGAAAGAUGUGGUGGACACGCUGACCGUGGACCCGGCGCUCCUCCUCAUCAUGGUGGGCUCGCUGAUGUUCAUCAUCACCUUCCUGGGAUGUUUGGGUGCCCUGCGGAACGCCACCUGCCUGCUGAAGACGUUUGCGGCCAUCCUGGCGGCGGUGCUUCUGGUGCAGCUGACAGCAGGAAUUCUGGGAUAUGUCUUCACUGACACGGUGAUGGAGCGGACGGAGCGCCUCAUGAUGAAGACCAUUGUCCGCUACCGGGAGGACCAGGACCUGGAGAACGCCAUCGACUUUGUCCAGAAGAAGUUCCAGUGCUGCGGCGUGGACAACUACAAGGACUGGUCCAAGAACGUCUACUUCGAGUGUUCCGACUCCAAUCCCAGUCUGGAAGCCUGCGGCGUGCCUUUCUCCUGCUGCGUCAUCCCCAGCAACCAGACGGUGCUGAACACCAUGUGCGGCCUGGGCACCCAGCGGCAAGAUCUCCGGUGGGCCUCCCGGGACGUCUUCACCGACGGCUGCCUGCCCAAGAUGGCGGCGUGGAUCCGGACCAAUAUGAAGAUGCUGGCCGGGAUGACGGGCGGGUUGCUGCUCCUGGAGGUGUGCGUGAUCGCCCUGGCUCUGGCUCAGGUGUGCUGGAUCAACAAAGUGCGGCGACGGAAGGCGGAGCUCGCCACCCGGAACGCGUCCCGGAAGAAGGACGAGCUGUGGCUUCCCGCCUUUGCUGACUUUGACCAAUGAGAGGCGACCCGGACUUAUCAGGUUCAUCCGGCAGUGACCCCUACAGGCUGGAGUCGUGAUGACACACCAGUCACAAAGCUGCUCAUAAACAAACAAAAAAAAAACAGCUAAUUUUUUAAGCUCACAAUGUCGAAACCUCAUGAUCACUUUUUGGCAGGCCGGCAUAGGUUGUUGUCCAAAGUGAGGCCCCGGGGGCCAUUUGUGUUUUUUAGUGGCCCACAACACAUUCUGCAGAUGAAAUUGUGUCCUUGGGCAAGACACUUUACCCACCUGCUCCCAGUGCCACCCACACUGGUUUAAAUGUAACUUAGAUAUUGGGUUUCACUAUGUAAAGCGCUUUGAGUCACUAGAGAAAAGCGCUAUAUAAAUAUAAUUCACUUCACAAAAAAAAUUCACAAAUAAACAUAAAAUAUUAUGCAAAAAAAAGGGGAGAGUCAACUAGGGUAUACUAAUACUAAUAUAGUUGGAGUUAAAGUGCCCAUAAUUGUCACACACACACUAGGUGUGGCGAAAUUAUUCUCUGCAUUUGACCCAUCACCUUUGAUUGGUGAGGGGAGCAGUGAGCAGCAUACUUGCCAACCUUGAGACCUCAGCUCAGAAUUAGGGAGAUAUUCAAAGGGUCAUAUAUAUAUA